Molecule: messenger RNA, 460 nt
Organism: Drosophila novamexicana
Lineage: Eukaryota; Metazoa; Arthropoda; Insecta; Diptera; Drosophilidae
Exons: 3
Coding region: 82-450 (122 amino acids)
Source: RefSeq, a predicted model, not a curated record
GAGGGGGUCACACUGGUACCGGCUUAUGUUUUGACAUUCAAUCGACGAUUUAAAUCCCUGUGCAGCCACCCAACAAUCAUAAUGGAGAUUGAGCCUAGGACGACAUUGGUACCCGAUUUGGAGCAUCCAGAUGACGGCCAGUACAUUUGGCUGCCAAUUCUAGUGCUAUUGGGAGUUAUUGUGCUCGCGGGUCUGGUUUAUGCCAUGUCACGUAGCCGUCGUUCACUCAACUGCGUUUACUUCAAACGUCGCAGUGCCACGCGUAAUGGCUACGCCAAUGUCGACGAAGAGGAUUCAGAUGUAUCCAUGGUUGGUGCAGAUGAUUUUGGAGAAUCAAAUGCCAUAACAAGUCUCCUGGAUGCUCGCUUACAUAUAGGACCUCGAUCCGAGGGUAAUCGACAGUCGAGCCAAUUACACCUUGAUGCAGAUGACAUCGCCUUGCGUACCUAGCUGAGGGAUU